GAACACGUAUGGAGGAACAGGAAUUAACGACACGUUUGAACAUUGAACUUGAACUUGAACAACCUCAUCUCCAAUGAGUUAACGUUCUCCACUCGUCCCUGCUUCUGCUUCUGCUCAUUCUUCUCCUUCCACAGGGAUGGCUUAUGUUCCACAUGGAAAUGCAAAUUGCAACUCUUUAUUCCAAAAAUUUGCAAAUUCCCAUGUGGGUAUUUCUGCUUUGCCCUUCCUGCAACCGGGACUAAAAUCUUGUACAGUUUUCAACAGAGGAACACUCAUUCCCCUGUGCUUAAAUGGAAAGAGGAGCUUUGCUUUAUCAGAAAAGGGAUUUAAUUGCAAGUUUUCAAAGAGAGAGAGAUUCUCUAUCCCUAGAAGUAGUAGUUCUUCUAACUCUAGUGGAAGUACGGAUGAAACCUCUAAGGAGACAAAUGUAGUAUGUGCAAAUACUAAUAAGACACCAUUUGGAUAUACAAGGAAAGAUGUCCUAUUAAUUGGACUUGGAGUUACUUUACUUGGCAUUGGCUUAAAAAGUGGACUAGAGUUUGUUGGAGUUGAUUCACUACAAGCAGGAAAUGUGGUUCAGCUAGUGCUGGUUUUGGGCCUCACAGUUGGGUGGAUCUCAACAUAUAUCUUCAGAGUUUCAAACAAGGAAAUGACAUAUGCACAACAACUACGUGACUAUGAAAGCAAAGUGAUGGAGAAGCGGUUAGAAUCCCUAACAGAAGCAGAGCUACAAGCACUGCUUGAAGAAGUUGAGGAAGAGAAGAGUCGCUAGCUAGUGGUACGCAGGUGAAUUGGAGUAGCUUGUUUGUAUAUAUACACUGAAAUGAAGUUUUGCCAAAGUAAUUGAAACAGAAAUUUCAAUCUAUAUGGACUAGUUCAGAAAGGUUUUAGCUAUGCUUUCUUCAAUUUACUCAGACAAAAGGAUGAGACUUCAAAAUCCUUAGUGUUCUGCUCACAAAAAAUUCCAGAUGGAAGCAACUCUGUAAGAUAUGAUGAUAAUGCUUUUAAGUUCAUAUAAUUUUGUGACUUUUUUUGGAGCCGUUCACCACUGCACCUCAUGCUAUGAUGAAUAAUGUUGAAGGUACUGUUGGAACUUGGCCAACAACCAUUUUCCUCAAAAGCUGAAUUUUUAAAUAGUUUACUUGUUGUUCGUA
This is a messenger RNA of Glycine soja, 1154 nucleotides long. RefSeq lists its product as uncharacterized. The record is from RefSeq and is a predicted model, not a curated record. Bases 137 to 772 code for a protein of 211 amino acids. The transcript has 6 exons. Lineage: Eukaryota; Viridiplantae; Streptophyta; Magnoliopsida; Fabales; Fabaceae.